AUGGCAUCAUACAAUGAGGAUCAGACAUCCCUGCAUAAUAUUAAACAUAUAAUGUUAGUUCUAUCGGGAAAGGGCGGUGUGGGCAAGAGUUCGGUUACUACCCAAACUGCUUUAACACUAUCCGCACUAGGAUAUAACGUCGGAAUUUUAGAUAUAGAUUUGACGGGACCCUCCUUGCCUCGUAUGUUUGGCAUGGAAAAUAAGGUAGUUUAUCAAUCGAACGAAGGAUGGCUGCCAGUUUCGGUCCCUACAGCAGCGGAGUGUGGUUCUCUGUAUUUAAUGUCUCUGGGAUUUCUGCUGAAUAAUAGAGGAGAUAGUGUGAUAUGGAAAGGACCGAAGAAAACUGCAAUGAUUAAGCAAUUCAUUAAUGAUGUAAACUGGGGUAAAUUAGAUUACCUACUAAUAGAUACUCCUCCGGGAACUUCUGAUGAGCAUAUAUCUAUCGCUGAGGAACUUCGUUACGCAAAUCCUGAUGGUGCCAUUCUUGUAUCAACCUCACAGGAUGUGGCCCUUGCUGACGUGAAAAAGGAAAUAAACUUUUGUAGAACGGUAAAUCUGAGAAUGAUAGGAAUGGUUGAAAAUAUGUCAGGUUACGUUUGUCCGCAUUGUAGUGAGUGUACGGAUAUAUUCUCUAGUGGAGGAGCUAAGGCACUCGCAAAGAGCUGUGAUAUUCCGUAUCUUGGAAAAGUUCCUAUUGAUCCCAGUUUUGUUCAACUAAUUGAAAAUCAAAGUAAUGAGAAGAAGACACUGAUCGAACUUUAUAAGGAAUCUGCAAUGCAUUCAAUUUUUAAGGACAUUACUCAACGUAUUUUGGAAAUGGGAAUACCGUCCAGAUGUUAA
This is a messenger RNA of Eremothecium sinecaudum, 840 nucleotides long. RefSeq names its product iron-sulfur cluster assembly protein CFD1 (gene CFD1). The transcript has a single exon. Lineage: Eukaryota; Fungi; Ascomycota; Saccharomycetes; Saccharomycetales; Saccharomycetaceae. Gene Ontology annotation, biological process: iron-sulfur cluster assembly. Gene Ontology annotation, molecular function: ATP-dependent FeS chaperone activity; ATP binding; 4 iron, 4 sulfur cluster binding. The record is from RefSeq and is a predicted model, not a curated record. Gene Ontology annotation, cellular component: cytosol. Bases 1 to 840 code for a protein of 279 amino acids.